AUGUUAUACAGCCAUGUGACCCUGCUCAUGUUGCGGGUUGUGGAUGUUGUGGCCAAGACAACGGUGCAGCAAUCGGCCAAGAUGUUGGUCGGGGAAGUUCCCGGCGAUAUUCAGGUGGGAAUCGCGGAUUCUUUUUUGUUUUCGAUAUUAAAGUUAUAUUAUACUAGACAAAGUUUGAACGUUGGACCUUGGUCGGGUUGCCGGGAGAUGAGUGGACACACGUGUCCAGGAACUCAUUUUUGACACCGUUCAUAUUAUCCAUUGCCUUCAGAUCAACAAAGUUUAAUAAAAUAUCAUUUUCCAUGACUUAAUAUCAAUUAUAAUGUAGAAUAAGUCCCCAGAAAGACCCUUGCCAUGUUUUAAUUGAUCUCCGAACUCUUACGUUACCUCUCGAUUACACUUCCUACAGCUGCGAAUGUAGAAAUCCCACGAGUUUUGUUUAUUUAAAUUAGGAACUUGUAGGCAGCCGGUUUCAAUUUCAGAUCCCUCUUCCCGUUUUUUGCAAUUUUUGGUCCAAAUCUUUUGGUUUAUUUAUUUUUGAUUCAUUCAGAAAUGGAAGGACGAAAAAACAAGGACUAACAAUAAUCUCCAACAAUUACUGGUCAAGAGCUCUUGAUAGUUUAAAAAGCUGUGAGCAAGUUGUGCAGGAAAAAUUAAAAUUAGCGGAUUUGGGAAUGGUGGAGUUAGUAAAAAUUAAAAAUUUUAAAUUUGCUAUGGAUAAUAUAAAAAAUAAGCAAUAGAUGCUCGCGGAGGGAGUAAUGGACAUAAUAAAUGUUAUUAACAUUUCUACUUUACUUUUUGGUAAUUAGUUCAAGGUCAUUUUGAGUAUUUGGAACGGAAUGCCAAAAAUGGCGGGAAAACAAAAUUUUGAAUUUUCUUACCAAAAAAGGUCUAAAAUUGAUUCAAACGAAGUCUUGAGAAGUAAAUACGCAAGACGAAACAAAAGAUAAAAUUUAGGCAGCGGUCCAUAAUUACAGAAUGGUCAUAAAAAAGAAUAUCAUUUGCAUAAUUGGCCUGUCUAUCUAUAAUUUUUUCAAUAUAAAAAAUUACAUUUUUGCAUUACUUUCUAAAAAAAUUAAUCAUCACCAUCGAAAACUCCUAAAUCGAGUAUUUGUGGAAAAAUUCAAAAAAUUAAAUUUUGACAAAAAUACACAUUUUUUGCAAAGAUAUAAGGGUUUGACGACAUUUGAAAAGAUUUUUAAAAUCCAUUAUGGCAUCUGUUCAUUGUAAUUUCUGGCCAUUAAGGACGGACACGAAAAUUUAAAUUUCAGUUUUAGAUUAAACUCAAGGAAGCCUUUAAUGACAUUGCUUUAGAUUGGUGCAUUAUUCCCAAUGCAUCGUCAGAUCGCCGGAACCGAAGCUUGCGGAGCCAUCUGGGAGCAGUACGGAAUACAAAGAGCGGAGAUCGCGGUGCUGACAGUCAAAGAGUUGAACAAGGUGCUUCCAUUUCGAUUGGGGAUUACGAUACGGGAUUCCUGUUGGACGGAGAGGAUAGCAAUGGAACAGGUAGGAAAAGUCUUGACUCAGAGUGUUUUAUUUUACUUUAUUUGGGAGUUUAUGACAAUUGAGAGGGCGUUGUUUGAGUUUUGUGGCAAUUUUUAUAUCAAUUUAUAUUUUUUAUAUUCCACUACCUUUAGACCAUCGGAUUUCUUCGCGAAGGCGUCCAACAAUGUUCUUGUUGUCAAACAGCGGGCUGUCAGAAAAAAGCGAACCCAGUAGUGGCCAUCGUGGGUCCAGCCAAGUCCUCCACCACCAUCGCCGUCCAGAAUGUUCUCCAGGUUUUUCGGAUCCCUCAAAUCGGAUAUGGGGCCACAACCACGGAUCUGACGGACAAAGAACAGUUCGGAUAUUUCCUUCGGACGGUCCCUUCCGACGCUUGGCAAGCCAUGGCCAUCAUGGAGUUGCUCAAACAUUACAAUUGGACUUACAUUGCAGUCGUUUAUUCGGCCGGAAAUUACGGAGAGAAGGGGUUUGAAGCCAUGGAAAGGUUGAGCAGAUCCGGGGUUUGUAUUGCUCAUACGGAGAAGGUGAAGAGUCUGGGAGAGAUCAACGACUACAUCCAAGUGCACAAGAAGCUUCUGAAUCUGAAACCGCGUCCUCAAGUGGUCGUUUGUUUCUGCGAGGGGAUGAGUAUGACCAAGAUCUUCAAGGCCCAGAAAGAGUUGAGGAAACGGACACCGGAAUUACACACAUUUCAGUGGAUUGGGAGUGACAGUUGGGCUGAUCGGUAAAAUAUUUUAUAUUAUUCACGAAGAGGCAGUAUGUCGCAAUUCAAAAUCGAAGUUUUUUUUUCCUUUUCGAAUACUGUUGACCCUCCAAGCACCAUUGUCACAAACUGAAAAAAGAAUCUCUUUAGAUUGGACGUUGUCGAGGGAGUUGAGAACGAAGCGGCCGGAAGCUUUUCCAUCAGAAUCCACUCUCCGAACGUCGAGUCCUUCAAGCCCUACUACUUCUCUCUGAAUCCCAUAAAUCACACCUGGAAUCCGUGGUUUCGAGAGUUUUGGCAACAGAAAUUUAAAUGUCAAUUGAUGGUCCCAAAGGACGAUACGUUGACUCCAGUCUGUACUGGAAAGGAGAAUCUGACCACCAAUUACGAACAGGUAAGUGGAAUCGACCAAUGAGGAGGGUGUCGUACGGGAGACACGUUUCUCUCUGACCGUAUCUUUUCAAUUUCUUUGCAAAAAUUUUUUACAAUAAUUAUAAUUUCUCGUCUCCUCUUGUCUAAAACGUUCAGGAAUUUAUUUGUGGACUGUUGGAAAUAUUAGUACCAGCUUUAAAAAAGAAUUGCAGAUUUCGUACUGAUCUUUUGAUAUCCUUACAAAUCUUUUAUUUAGGAUCCGAAACUGAGUCAAGUAAUCAACUCGGUCCGAGUGGUCGGCCUUGCUCUGAAGGCUUUGCAUCAAGAUAAAUGCAAGAGUUACAAUACUACAGUAUGCCCCGAGUUGGAGUCCAUAAACGGGACCUUGCUCUUCCAGUACAUGAUGAAUGUUUCGUUCACGGAUGAGUUCGAACAGGACAUUUCUUUCGAUGAAAACGGCGAUCCACCCGCUUGGUAGGUUGUUUGUCAUAUUUUGGAUUCAACAUUUAGGUAUGAUAUCCUUAAUUAUGUCGGAAAAAAGGGAUUUCGAUUGGCCGGCCAUUUCCGACAGAACAGAACCGGCGAACACUUCUUGGCCAUGUCCAGAGAACCCAUCAUGUUCUAUGAUAAGACCUCCAAAAUGCCCGAAAGUGUAUGCAGCAAACCUUGUAGGGUUGGACAGAGGGUAAGGUUGUUGUGAUUUGAGAAUUUCUGCGUUUAGCAACGAAAAACAACUGCUUGUUGCUGGAUUUGUGAGACUUGUUCUGAAAAUCAGGUGGUGAACUAUACUUCAAACUUGUGCGAGGACUGUCCACUGGGGUAUUGGCCAAAUGAAAAGAGAACAAGUAAGUUUUGUUUGAGUAUGAAAGUAAUUCCGGGGAAAAAAUUAAGCUUUUAAAAAGUGAUAGACUUUCUUUGCUAUAGUAUAAAAGUCUGUGACUUUGUUCAAAAUUAUUUUUCCUGAAUUCCUAAAACUGUUCGAAUUCCUUUGACUGAUCGCUCAAGUUAGCGAGUAAUCAGCAAGUUUGUGGAGAUUCUUUUAUUUCCCAGCCAUUUGAUUACCCAAGAUCUCAACAAAACUCUUGAUCUGGGCCAGUACAGCUGAGGGGACUCGAACCCGCGACUUUUCCCGCCAAAGAAAAAACUUUAACCUCUGAACUAAGCAAAUGCACCCUCUUAUUUGUUCCACAAGGGCAGAGUUUGAACGGAGAGACGAAAAAUUGAUGAAACUUGACUUGGAAUGACAGCGGAAUUGGCAGGUAUCCAUGGACAAAUGACAUGUGUAAUAUACCAUUCGGAAAGCCUUAGAAAAGUUGUUUCAUGAGCCGGUUUCAAAAAUUGCUACCGGAUUACAGGUUUGGAGGAAUGGGCCGCUUUUCAAAGGCUUUCGGAUGGUAUAUAUUACAAUUAAUUUGGCCAUGGGUAGUUUGAGAAGUUCCAUUUUGAGAUCAAAGUUUUCUAAAAAAUAAUUUUUUUAGCUCUCCUCACUUUUUAUAGUCUCUCGUUUGAUUUUUCUGAAUAAUUUUGCAGUUGUUCGAAAAAUUUUAUUGAAUUUGUAGAGUGGACAAAUAAAUAAUUUUCAGGCUGCUACGCCCUUCCCCACGAGCACUACGAGAUCACGACCCUCUCCUCGAUCGUUGCUCUCAUCAUCGCCACCAUCGGCAUCCUCCUGACCCUCCUCACGGUCGUCAUUUUCGUCAAUCAUAAUGCCACCCCAGUGGUGAAGUCGACGACAAGAGAGCUUUCUUAUAUAAUUCUGGGAGGGAUCAUCGCUUGUUAUGCGUCGACUUACUUCAUUCUGGCCAGACCCAAUCCCCUGUCGUGUUUUGUCGCCCGAACCUUGCCUCCCAUCGGCUUUGCCGUCAUUUAUUCGGCGCUUUUGACCAAAACCAACAGAAUUGCGAGGAUUUUGGCCGGUUCGAAGAAGCGAAUUCUCACCAAAAAGCCGAGAUUUCUGUCAACUUUUAGUCAGGUUAUCAUCACAUGGUGCUUAGUGUUCAUUCAAUGUGUCAUUGUCGCUGUUUCUGCUAUGCAGGUUAGCUUUUUUACAUUUAAUUUUUUUGGGCUAAAAUACGGUAAGUUUCAAAAAAAAAUAUCUUUUUUCAGGAAUUUCCUCAUGCUGGGUUUGAUCAGCACUUUAUGCCGAAGAGGAUGGUGCUGAUCUGCUCCGCCUCCAAUCUAUGGGUCAUUCUCCCCUUCAUCUGGAACUUUGUUUUAAUUCUUUUUUGCACUUUGUAUGCGGUAAAAACAAGAAAUCUGCCGGAAAACUUCAACGAAGCCAAAUUCAUAGGGUUUACAAUGUAAGUCGUUGUUUUUACAACAUUUUGAACUCAAACGUUACCAUUAGACAUAUUGAUUGAAGUUGUUUUGACCUUAUUUUAGGUAUUGCACAGUAGUUGUUUGGGUCGCGUUCGUAGUUCUGUAUCUGGGCACCGUGAACAAGGCCCUGACCAUGUGCUAUACGUUCAGUAUAUCUGCCACAAUUGCCUUGGUCUUACUCUUCUUUCCCAAAGUCUACAUAAUCAUUUUUCAUCCCGAAAGGAACGUCCGAGCAUCUUACACAACCACCAAAUUGAUCAGAUGCCAUUUCGGGAACUCUCAGGGAACUCAGGAUUCGAAACAUGCUAGUGCCAAGACUCGCCAGUCAUCGCAGAGCAUGUCCAUCAGGUCAGUUUUCUCUCAUUUAUCUGAUAAAAACGCAUUUUUUCCUUUCCCUUCGAUCGCCCUUUAGAUUGUUUGGAAAAUAAAAAAGAAACGAAGGAAGGGAGGCAUCGUUCCUCGGUAGUAUAGUGGUAAGUAUCCGCGCCUGUCACGUGCGAGACCCGGGUUCGAUUCCCGGCCGGGGAGGAAAAACUUUUGUUGAUGAAAACGACAUUUUGGCCCACAUUUUUAUCGGUAAUGGCAAAAUGUUGCAUGAAGCAAUCAAAUUUUACUGUUUUGUCCACAAAUAACAAUUUUUUCAGUUCAUCUCGAUAUCCGACUCGAACCGCCUCUCUGCACAUCAUGAAUCAGUCUCCAUCGGGUUCAAUGACCACUGCAAUUCCUUCCUUGCCAACUCAACUUAAAGUUGUUGAAUCCAGCACUCAAACCGAGGCCAAUUCCGCUCGUUUUAUGCGCACUUUCUCCGUGAUGCAAGGGCACAAAAGGAGCAAGGCGUUGGAUGAGGAUGUCCUCAAUCUGAUUGACUCUUGCCGAAGAUAUCAGGUCAGUUCUGAGUUGUUUUUCUCACUGAGUUCAAAGGCAAUUUGGAAUGUUUUGAAAACAAGGGAUAGAUGUUAUAGUGGGGAAUUGAUAAAACAUUUGCAAAACACGCUGUUUCGACCGUUUUUGCACUUUUCUUGAGGGUUUAUAAGUGCUCGAGAUAAGUAUUUCCAUCUCAAAACAGGGUUUCCUUUGGUUAUUGCACAUUUUCUGUUCCUUUGGAUUACGGUAGUUCCGAGAAAUGCACCCAAAAAGUAGCCAAUUAGUACUGUAAUUUUGAUGCAAAAGAUUUAUUAAUUUUCCUAGAAUUUUUUCUGGAAUUUUGGAUUCCUUUUGCAUCAAAAUUUGAAUAUUGUUAAGUAGUUGGUGGUUACAGUAAUUGCGGACUAACUCCUACUCCUAUUAGCCCUCUUCUUACCGUAGUUUUUCCUCCAUUUUGUUGUGGAUUUUAGCAUCAGCGAGCGUCGGUUGUCGCCGCCUUGGCUCCCAUAGAAUUGGAUCCCCUGGGGCAUGAAGAAGAUGACGUCAUUCUUCCAUCGACUUCUUCCCGAUGGAGAUCCCUGUCGCCGCACCCGAGAGGAGAGUAGGUAUAGUGUUCUGAGUAGUGGAGACUGGUCGAUAUUGUCGCGAGUAGUGUGCUUUGUGAUCGGAUAUUUUCGAAAGUAUUGUGGAAGUAGUCGUUUAUUCGUCUUUUCUUGGGUUUUCUUUUUAAAAAAUACUUUUUUCUCUGGUUUUUCCUUGAUUCUAAUUUCGCAUUUCCCGCUCCCCGAUCUCCCUAAUCCUUGAAGAUGUUUGCAGGAUGAACGGCUGAGCAAUGCCAACAUUCAGAACAUGCUUUUGGAGGAGGAAGUGGAAGAAGAAGAUGGAGACGUGGGCUCUCUGUUGGCCGGGACCAUCGAAAAGGGGAUGAGGACGGUUCUUCAGACCGUCUCGAGGCCCUCGUUGGAUGCGAGAAGUGCGUCGAUCGGGCAGAAUCAACGGGAUUCCCCCAAAAUGUCGACCUUGAGACCUCAGAGUGCGGCUGCUGGAACCCUCAGGCAUCGGCAUUCGAACACACCCAAGCCAACCGAGGUCUUGCCGGAAUGUUCCGAGGACAAUACGGUAUCCUCGGCACAGAUUUUGUUUGGCGAUGAUCGAUUUGAACAGGUGAUUUUGUCAAUUAUUUAUAUUCAUUAUACCAGAUAUUCCAAUACCAUUUUUGUCCAUAAAAUUGAAGGGAAAGAAGGUUAAUUAGCGUUCCUGAGGCUAAAUUUAGAGCCGUCUUUUAAUUCUCUUUGUACCAGGCACUACCAACUCAUCGCCUCGGGCUCUUAUCACUUUUCCUGCAAAUUCGAAACAAUUCUCAUCAAUGUUUUUUAUAAACAGGCCCUCGGGGCGCAAAAUGGUAUGGUACAAAAACCGAACGGAUUUUGCAAUCAUCCUGUAUGCAACGAAUUUCAGAAAGAUGAUCAAUUUAAUUUACGUAUGAUGAAUUUACAUGAUUUCGAACUUUUUCAUUACAGUAAUCCAAAAAUCUGCUAAAAGAAGCAGAUUUUCGAAAAACACCAAGGAUCCCUCAGACAACGUCUGCGCGUAAUUUUAUUUUUUCAAAUUGAAAUUUGCGGUAAUUUCGAAGUUAGUUUACUUUUUUUUUAACACGUCGCUUAUCAACUUCCCUUAUCGAAAUCAUCUUCAUUAUUCUGUCAUAUUGGAGCCCCGUUCCUUAUUCUUCUUGCCUGCGGGGCGGUCAUUCGACGCGGCUUUAUCAGCAAAAUAUAAUAAUGAUUAUCAAUGGUCAGCCACAGUUUUGAACUGGGGCCUCCGCGGCUCUAAAAUAAUAUAAUUUUGAUUGAAAAUUUGACAAUUUUUAUCGAAAGUAGAGUUAAUCGUUACUUAUGGAGUGUAGUCGAGUAACGUGUACAGUGCUUUACCUGCUUCUAGCAACUUUUUUAUUGUAUUUUGGAAUUGCAGCUCCUCCGAAGUCGCGGUGUCCAGCCAGUCCAAUUUAGCAACGCCACGCAGCUCUGA
Molecule: messenger RNA, 7786 nt
Organism: Bursaphelenchus xylophilus (pine wood nematode)
Lineage: Eukaryota; Metazoa; Nematoda; Chromadorea; Rhabditida; Aphelenchoididae
Source: the annotation of a GenBank genome assembly